Messenger RNA from Vitrella brassicaformis, 3047 nucleotides. The record is from the annotation of a GenBank genome assembly. Lineage: Eukaryota; Vitrellaceae.
AGCGGAUCCAUUCAGAGAAUCAAAGGCUGCUGGAGUCAGGCAGGCCAUGUUACACACAUAAGGAACACACCUAGCUACAUCGACCACGUCAGUGUCGGUCGCACCAUGCAGCCGAUCGAGGGAAAGAGAAUAUUAAGGACCAACAAACCCUCAGUGAAUUGAAACCCCACCAAGCAACACUCCCGGCGCUCGUCGAUCUGGCUCAUGCGAUGGAUGCUUCACUUCACUUGACUUCGGUCAUUUGUUUGAGUUGUGCGAUGGGCUGAAUGGUGAUGCUCCACUUGUCCUCCUCGAAGAGACCCAGCUGGAUGGGCUUGUUGUCGUACUUGCGGCCCAUCAUACCUGGUAGGACACACACACAGCCAUCCGUCCCGCCAUCAGCGCAGCACUUGUAUUGCUGUGUGUGUGCGUGUGUGCUGACUCUCUCACCCUGGAUGGCGGCAAGGACGUGGAUGGGCGACUCGUACUCAAUGUACACGUCACCCGCGUCAAUGUAGUCAGGCAGCGACAUCUGCCACACACACAGAGACGGGCACACACAGGCAUCAGUGUGUGAGACGCCUGUGUCGUGUCGGCCUUAACUAACCUUGUCUCUUGGUGUGACGAUGAAGGCCGACACGACCUUGCCAAACGGCUCGGCGCCCUUCUUCAUGUCAUCGAGCACGUCGUUCCACUCCUCAGGAUCCUGGCACACACCAACACAGGGAGCACAGGGAGAACAGAGCACAUGACGAGUCAGUCAGUCAUGUAUUGGGCGCGUUAAUUGUGCAUCUCUGUCUUACUUCGACAUCGUCGGCGUUGAUGACCUGUUUGAUCUUGAGGAUCCGCGAGUUGGUCUGGGGGGGCGGGGCACCCUUAUCACACACACACCCAACACACAGGCAUCAGUGUGUGUGAGACUUCUCUGAGGCCAAGAGUGUUUGUGCGCGUCGGUCGGUCGGUCUUACAGGUGGCGGAGGCGGCUGGUUGGCUUGCACUGCACCACCACCACAGACACGGCACAAGGGUGACCAUCUAUCUCUUUGUGUGCGUGUGUGGGUGUCACUUACUUUGCAGCAGGCGAGCAGACUCCUGGCCCAUCUGGCCCAUCACCCUGCAGCCAGCCACAGAGAGCCAACCAAUUGACCAAAGUGCACGCCUGUGAGUUAGUGUGGAUGCCUACUGGCUCUGCUGUACGGUGGCCUGGCUGUAGUCAUUGGGCCGCGACACCUUGAUGGGGCUGCCCAGGCAGUUGAACUGAUCCAGCGUCAUCGCGCGCACCGUCUCCUCCACUGUCGCUGCACACAACGCACACAACACACACAACACACCAACACGUGAUUGAUAUGCAGCCCGGUGUGUUGAGGAUUCUGCCUGGCUGUCUGUCUGUCUGUCUAUGAGUGGUCACCAUCAGUCCUAUCGAACCGUUAGAGAGAUUCGUUUCAUCCACCGUGCGUCAAACGAACGAGAUAUAUAUCUUCUUUCAUCCUGGUGACCCGACCUCGGCCUGCCUGUCUGCCUGCCUGCCUGCCUGCCUCAAGGCCCUUCCUCUCUGACUCACCGAAUUCGAUGAAGCCGUAGCUGCCCUUCUCCCGUGCGAACCACACACACAGCACGGGAUCUGCACACACCACACGCAUCCCGUGGCACACAGACAGAGAAGAUAUAGAUCUAAGGUGCGUGCACUUAAGGCAGGCGUCCGUGUGUGUUUAUGUACUGGUGUUCGGGUCGUUGCAUAUGCCGCGCUCCCUCAUCUCCUUGUACAUGAUCUCCUGAAGCGCACAGACAACAUACACACACACACAUGGACGAGAAGCGGCCUUGUUCGUUCUUCUCAAUGCUACAUGCAUGGGGGGAUGGUCACCUGGAACUGUGUCUCCGUCAGACCAAGAUGCAAGGGAAGAUUGCCUGAGGGCGAAACACGUACCACCACACCGCACCCACCCAGGUCUGGUUGUUGCCAACUGUCUGUCUGUGUGUGCGUCCAUCUGACUUACCGACAUAGAGCCGCCUGGCUUUCCUGGUGUUGUUGAGCUGCGUGGCGUUCAUUGGCACGCCCAGCGUCUUGUCGUUGGUGCUCGACACCUGCACACACACGGUUCUCUCGCUGUGUUGUGAUUGUUGCCAGACAGACUGACUGACCGUGACCCAUUGGAAUCCGUCCCAGAAGAGCUUGACGGGCGUCCUGCCCUCACUCGACGCCAACUUGUCCACCCCACCAGCUCUCGCUAUCGCACUGAUAACAUGACACGCACACACACACACACACACGCGCACAGAACUAGGUGAUGGGACGGUGACGUGCCGGUGUGUGGAUGGUGCACUUACGCUGACUGUGCCUUCCGCCUGCGCCUCUCGCGCUCACGAGAUCUGAUGGAUGGCCCCAGCGACAAACACAGGCACAUGGAGGCGUCCUCAUAUUAUUUUGAGACGGUAGCCAUUCUUCGUUUCUACCUUUCGCGUGAGGAAGACACGUCACGGUCGUCCCUGAAGGAAACAGAAAGACCGGACCGAAUGAAUGAAUGCAUAGCUGCCUGCCUCAUGGCACACGCAGCACGUUGUGCGACUGUGUGACAAAGACUCGACUCGCUUACUCUUUCUUGCCCCUGUCCUUGUCCCUGUCCCUGUCGCGGUCUCUGUAAGAGUCCCGGCCAUAUCCUCCAUAUCCUCCACCUCUUCCCCCCCUCUCGCCGCCGCGACCCCCGUAGACGUAGCCUCUAUCCUUGUCGCCAUAGUUUCUCUCACCCCGGCUGUCACGAUCACGGUCACGAUAACCUUGAUGCCCACCGCGCCUGCCGCUGAUCAUCAUAAUGACACCCAAACCCGCACACACCCAGAUGUGAGUCCGCUCAGCGGCUGUGGUUCGCAUGAAGGGAACACUCAUGCAGUGCGUCGUCCGCCUGUGCUGUGGAUGUGCGCCACGCUUGCUGCUGCUGCCUUUGUCUCCCUUCCAUGUGCUGAUCUCACCUGUUUCUCGGAGAUCGAGAUCUGGACCUGCCCAUUCCCAAUACUCUCUGCUGCAAGCUCCCUCUCCACAAGAAUGCUCUAUUUUCUGCUCCUUUCCUGAC